This is a messenger RNA of Necator americanus (New World hookworm), 216 nucleotides long. RefSeq lists its product as uncharacterized. NCBI's taxonomy places the organism in Eukaryota, Metazoa, Nematoda, Chromadorea, Rhabditida, Ancylostomatidae. The coding region runs from base 1 to 216 and encodes 71 amino acids. The record is from RefSeq and is a predicted model, not a curated record. The transcript has a single exon.
AUGGCCAAGCAUAACAAGGAAUUUUACUUGGAAGUGCAUAUGAUGUACCGGCGGAUGACACGUCGAAAACAUAAACAUCUUGCACCGCCAUUCGAUGUAGAAACGGAAAAUCGUCUUUACUUCUCUAGUCACGUUAAGAGGAGACCGUCUGAUCGUCCUAUCCAAGCUGUGCUGAGUAUGCUUCCAGAUCCUAACUGGAAAAGGCCUCCUUCCUAG